This is a messenger RNA of Sordaria macrospora k-hell, 3372 nucleotides long. The record is from RefSeq and is a predicted model, not a curated record. NCBI's taxonomy places the organism in Eukaryota, Fungi, Ascomycota, Sordariomycetes, Sordariales, Sordariaceae.
AUGUGGUCAUGGUCGUGUCUGCGGCCAGCCUUGGCCCAGAAUGCUCCCGCUUCUUUGUCUCCGGCAUCUCGCAUCAUUGCGCGCCUUCUCGAAUGCAGCCAAACUCCAGUUAUUCGCAUCGGCACCGUCAUAAGCUCCCGUCAAUCAUGGCAUAGCACUUUCCACAAAGAACAACGUCCCGGCUCCCUCUCUCUGGCUCUUACAACUCCCAAACUUCAGUCCUUGCAACUCGUCCGCCAUGCAUCGGUUACCUCGUCUAUUCCGCCUCAGCCACCGUCCAAGAGCUCCUCGGCUACAUACUCUACCAAUACUACCGCUACUCUCCCACCUACUAUCCCUUACAAGCAGCUCACAAUCGGCGUCCCACGCGAAACUUACCCCAAUGAACGCCGUGUGGCCUUGACUCCCCAAAACGUCGUUCUUUUGCUCAAGAAAGGGUUUGGAAAGGUUCUUGUCGAAAAGGGAGCCGGUGCCGAAGCCGAGUUCCACGAUUCUGCCUACGCAACAGCUGGUGCAACACUUGUUGAUUCCGCUUCUGAAGUAUGGAGCAACGCCGAUAUCGUACUCAAAGUUCGCGGUCCCAGUGUCGCCGAAGCGGAACUGCUCAAAAAAGGUCAAACUAUCAUUAGCUUCCUUCAGCCUGCUCAAAACAAACCACUUGUGGAAAAGCUUGCCUCUCGGAACGCGACGGUUUUUGCCAUGGACAUGAUCCCUCGCAUCUCUAGGGCACAGGUCUUUGAUGCGCUGAGCAGCAUGGCCAACAUCGCCGGUUACAAAGCAGUGCUGGAAGCCUCAAAUGUCUUUGGUCGAUUUCUCACAGGUCAGGUUACAGCUGCUGGAAAGAUCCCGCCUUGCAAAGUCUUGGUUAUUGGUGCCGGUGUCGCUGGUUUGAGCGCCAUUGCCACGGCUAGAAGAAUGGGAGCUAUUGUCCGUGGUUUCGAUACCCGCCCCGCCGCUCGUGAACAGGUCCAGUCUCUCGGCGCCGAGUUCAUCGAGGUCGAACUUCAGGAGGACGGGUCUGGUGCUGGAGGCUACGCCAAGGAAAUGUCGCCAGAGUUUAUCGCGGCCGAAAUGAAAUUGUUCACGGAGCAAGCUCAGGAGGUUGACAUCAUCAUAACCACCGCCUUGAUUCCCGGAAAGCCUGCUCCUAAGCUCAUCACUAAAUCCAUGGUUGAGAUCAUGAAGCCCGGUUCCGUUGUUGUUGAUCUGGCGGCCGAGGCUGGCGGAAACUGUGAAGUGACCCAGCCUGGAAAGCUCAUCAACCACAAGGAUGUCAAAGUUAUUGGAUACACCGAUCUCCCGUCUCGUCUUCCCACGCAGUCGUCCACCUUGUACUCGAACAAUAUUACAAAAUUCCUCCUUUCCAUGGCUCCUAAAGACAAGGAAUACGGCAUUGACCUUCAGGACGAGGUAGUUCGGGGUGCUAUCGUCACCGACAAAGGGAAGAUCCUCCCGCCAGCGCCUCGGCCAGCACCGCCUCCCGCACCUGCAUCGACCCCGACCGCAGCCAAGGAAGCUGAAGUUGUAGCCCUCACCCCAUUUCAGAAGACUUCGCGAGAGGUAGGCCUUGUCACGGGUGGUAUGGGCGCUGCCCUUGCCUUGGGAAAACUUACUGGACCGUUGUUCAUGGGCAACGCCUUUACCUUCGCUUUGGCCUCGCUCAUCGGUUACCGUGUUGUAUGGGGAGUUCAACCUGCUCUUCAUUCUCCGUUAAUGUCAGUCACCAAUGCUAUCUCAGGCAUGGUGGGAGUCGGUGGUCUCUUCAUCUUGGGUGGAGGCUACCUCCCCGAGACCAUUCCUCAGGCUUUUGGUGCUGCUUCUGUUCUUCUCGCAUUUGUCAACAUUUCUGGCGGUUUUGUCAUUACCAAACGAAUGCUCGACAUGUUCCGUCGUGCCACUGACCCUCCGGAAUAUCCAUGGCUUUAUGCUGUUCCUGCCGCAUUGUUUGGUGGUGGCUUCAUUGCUGCUGCGGCUUCAGGUGCAGCCGGAUUAGUUCAAGCCGGUUACAUGGUUAGCUCUGUGCUUUGUAUCACUUCGCUUUCAUCUCUGGCAUCUCAAUCAACUGCACGUCUGGGAAAUACGCUUGGUAUGCUGGGCGUGGGGUCUGGAGUCCUCGCCUCGCUGCUGGCCGCAGGUUUCCCACCCGAGGUUCUUGUACAGUUCGGCGGUCUGGCUGCCAUUGGUGGUAUUUUGGGUUUGCUUAUUGGGAAGCGCAUCACGCCCACCGACCUCCCACAGACUGUGGCGGCCCUGCACUCAGUGGUUGGCUUAGCGGCUGUGCUCACCAGUAUCGGAAGUGUUAUGGCCGGUGUUGAUCAUAUCACGACUCUUCAUCUCGUCACCGCCUACCUCGGUGUGCUUAUUGGUGGUGUGACUUUCACAGGAUCAAUCGUGGCUUUUUUGAAGCUCGCCGGAAGAAUGUCCUCCAAGCCAACCAUUCUACCCGGCCGCCACUUGAUCAACUCUGGUCUCCUGGCCUCGAACGUUGCGACCAUGGGUGCCUUUGUCACACUGGCCCCUGGAUCUCCAGCAAUCGCUGCAGGCGCUCUGGCUGCCAACACUGUUCUCUCGUUCCUUAAGGGCUAUACCACAACCGCGGCCAUCGGUGGUGCUGACAUGCCCGUGGUUAUUACAGUCUUGAACGCUUACAGCGGCUUUGCUCUCGUUGCCGAAGGCUUCAUGUUGGAUAACCCACUACUGACGACAGUUGGUGCACUCAUAGGUGUAUCAGGUUCCAUCCUCUCAUACAUCAUGUGUGUGGCCAUGAAUCGUUCACUCACCAAUGUCCUCUUUGGUGGAAUAUCUGCCCCAACAACAACAGAGUACAAGAUAGAGGGAUCCGUAACUCAGACCAAUGUCGAAGACACAGCCGAAGCCCUGACCAACGCAGAGUCCGUCAUCAUUGUUGUCGGGUACGGCAUGGCUGUAGCCAAGGCACAGUACGCCAUCUCCGACAUUACCCAGAUGUUACGCUCCAAGGGCAUCAAAGUGCGCUUCGCCAUUCAUCCCGUGGCCGGUCGCAUGCCCGGUCAGUGCAAUGUUCUUCUCGCGGAAGCUAGCGUGCCGUAUGACAUCGUACUGGAGAUGGAUGAGAUCAACGAUGACUUUGGCGAGACAGACCUUACGCUUGUAAUCGGCGCGAACGACACAGUCAACCCGAUCGCCUUGGAGCCAGGUAGUCCUAUUGCUGGAAUGCCCGUUUUGCAUGCUUGGAAGAGUAAGCAGGUCGUGGUGAUGAAGAGGGGUUUGGCUAGUGGAUACGCUGACGUACCGAAUCCCAUGUUCUACAUGCCGGGGACGAAGAUGCUCUUCGGAGACGCAAGAGUCACCACAGAAGCCAUCAAAGCCGCGGUUGAGAGCCGUAUCAAAUAA